AUGGCGUUCCUAACCCUGCUGAGAUCUCGCCCUUUGAGGGUCCUCCCGAUCCCCUCGUGCACCGAAGGCGAUCCGAGUCCUCGCCAUCUGCCGCGCCAGGAACUCGUGCGGCGGCAGCCGAUCGCCGCCCUCCUCCGCGUCCUCCUCCUCGCUAUCCCACCGUCGGUUCUCCUGGUAUUCCUCCUUCAGUAUCUUCGACCAGUCGGGGACGUUCACCGGCAGCGACGCCGGUCCGCCGACCCCGCGCCUCGCGCUCGCCGCCGCCGGACUCCUCGAGAUCCGAGCGGCCGGCUUGCGCGGCUCCGGCGACUGAGGGCGGGUCGUCGUCGAGCUCCAGACGUCGGACUCGUCGAGCUCGAAGAUCAUCUGGUCGUCGGAAGCGGCAGACUGGUCGCCGGGGAGGAAUCUGUAGGUCGAUCUGGCGAAGUAGCUUUUGGAUGCCGCCAUAAGAUUCAGAGGUCGAUUUGGGCGUUUAAUAGCCGUGAUCACGCCAACCACGAUUACUAA
Molecule: messenger RNA, 507 nt
Organism: Striga asiatica
Lineage: Eukaryota; Viridiplantae; Streptophyta; Magnoliopsida; Lamiales; Orobanchaceae
Source: the annotation of a GenBank genome assembly